AUGAGGUCAAGGAAGCUAAAUUUUGUAUCUAUUACUUUUGUUGUGGUUUUGUUAUGCCAAAGCGUGCAUUCUCAGCUUCAAAUAGGGUUUUAUAGAAAUUCAUGUAGCUUAGUCGAAUUAAUUGUCAAAGAUGUGGUCAGAGACAGCUUCAUUAGGGAUCAUGGAGUAGCUGCUGGUCUUGUAAAACUACACUUCAGUGACUGCUUUGUUAGAGGUUGUGAUGCAUCAGUGCUCAUUGAUUCCACUCCAUCAAACAAGGCAGAGAAAGAUUCUCCUGCAAAUAAUCACAGUCUACGAGGGUUUGCAGUCAUUGAUAAUGUCAAGGCUAAACUUGAAGACAUAUGCAAGGGAGUUGUUUCGUGCGCUGAUAUAGUUGCAUUUGCAGCAAGGGAUAGCGUAGAGAUAACUGGAGGGCUCGGCUACGAUGUUCCUUCUGGAAGAAGAGAUGGCAAAAUUUCUCUAGCUUCAGAUACAUUCACAAACUUACCUACCCCUUCUUUCAAUGUUGACCAACUCACUCAAAUCUUUGCUAAGAAGGGCUUCACACAAGAAGAAAUGGUUACGCUUUCUGGAGCACACACCAUUGGCCGCUCUCAUUGCACCUCUUUCAGCAACAGAUUGUACAAUUUCAAUGGAACCAAAGGUCAGGACCCAAGCUUAGAUUUCAUAUAUGCAUCUUGGUUGAAGAGGCUGUGUCCACAAGGCAACACAAAUCCUAAUUUGGUGGUUCCAAUGGAUCCUUCUAGCCCUGGCAGCACAGAUACAGGCUACUAUGUUAACGUUUUAGCUAACCGAGGGUUGUUCACAUCAGACCAAACACUCAUGACAAAUACAGUAACAGCAAACCAAGUGAAUCAAAGUAAGAGGAACCCCCUGCUUUGGAGGAGCAAAUUUGCUGCUGCAAUAGUGAAGAUGGGUCAACUUGAUGUCUUAACGGGUAAUGUUGGUGAGAUACGUUCAAAUUGCAGGGUGAUAAAUAGCUAG
Molecule: messenger RNA, 984 nt
Organism: Quercus lobata
Lineage: Eukaryota; Viridiplantae; Streptophyta; Magnoliopsida; Fagales; Fagaceae
Product: peroxidase 5-like
Exons: 4
Coding region: 1-984 (327 amino acids)
Biological process (GO): hydrogen peroxide catabolic process; response to oxidative stress
Molecular function (GO): peroxidase activity; heme binding
Source: RefSeq, a predicted model, not a curated record